AUGGUAAACACUAUUAUAACUACUACCCUACUAUUAACCUUAGCAAUCCUUAUGUGACCCCUUAUCACAACACUAAAUCCAAACCCCUUAAACCAAAACUGGGCCCUUAAGUAUGUAAAAACCGCUGUAAGUACCGCAUUUUUCAUUAACAUCAUUCCACUAAUUAUUUUCCUUGACCAGGGAACAGAAACCGUUAUCACUACCUGAAACUGAAUAAAUAUCAUAAACUUUGAUAUUAAUAUCAGCUUUAAAUUUGACCACUACUCACUAAUCUUCACCCCAGUAGCUCUUUACGUAACAUGAUCCAUCCUAGAAUUUGCAUCAUGAUAUAUACAUUCAGAUCCAUAUCUAAAUCGAUUCUUCAAGUACUUACUACUAUUUUUAGUAGCAAUAAUUAUGCUAGUUACCGCCAACAACUUAUUUCAACUAUUUAUUGGAUGAGAAGGUGUCGGAAUUAUAUCUUUUCUACUAAUUGGCUGAUGACAUGGACGAGCCGAUGCCAACACAGCCGCUCUCCAAGCCGUAAUUUAUAACCGAGUCGGUGAUAUUGGACUAAUUUUAGCAAUUGCCUGAAUUGCAACAAACCUAAACUCAUGAGAAAUCCCACAAAUUUUCCUGCUAUCAAAAAACUUCGACAUAACUCUCCCACUACUCGGACUAAUCUUGGCCGCCACAGGAAAAUCAGCCCAAUUCGGAUUACACCCUUGACUCCCCUCAGCCAUAGAAGGCCCAACCCCAGUUUCAGCACUACUCCACUCUAGCACAAUAGUUGUUGCAGGUAUUUUUCUACUCAUUCGACUACAUCCCCUAAUAGAAAAUAAUCAACUGGCCCUAACUACAUGUUUAUGCUUAGGAGCUCUAACAACCCUGUUCACCGCCACCUGUGCCCUAACCCAAAACGACAUCAAAAAAAUCGUAGCAUUUUCAACAUCCAGCCAACUAGGCCUAAUAAUAGUCACAAUUGGCCUAAACCAACCACAACUAGCCUUCUUACAUAUCUGCACCCACGCUUUCUUCAAAGCUAUGCUUUUCCUUUGCUCCGGAUCAAUUAUCCACAGCCUAAACGAUGAACAAGACAUCCGCAAAAUAGGGGGCCUACACAAACUAAUACCAUUCACUACAUCCUGUUUAACCAUUGGAAGCCUCGCACUCACAGGUAUACCCUUCCUAGCAGGCUUCUUCUCAAAAGACGCCAUUAUUGAAGCCCUCAAUACCUCCCAUCUAAAUGCCUGCGCCCUAGCCUUAACCCUAAUUGCAACAUCCUUCACUGCAGUCUAUAGCUUACGAGUAAUUUUCUUCGUAACCAUGGGCUCCCCCCGAUUCCCCGCCCUACCCCCAAUCAAUGAAAACCACCAGGCAGUGACUGCCCCCAUUGAACGCCUAGCCUGAGGAAGCAUUAUCGCAGGAUUAAUUAUUACUCUUAACUUCUUACCAACCAAAACCGCUACAAUAACCAUACCUCUGUCCCUUAAACUAGCAGCAUUAAUAGUCACAAUCCUUGGUCUUAUUAUUGCCCUAGCAUUAGCUACAGCUACCUCCAAACAAAUUAAAAUUACCCCAACCCUUAAACUCCACAACUUCUCCAACAUGCUCGGCUUUUUCCCUCCUAUUAUCCACCGCACAAUACCUAAAUUAAACCUAGUACUAGGCAAACAAUCCACCAAAUUUGACCGCCAAUGAUUAGAAAUUGGACCAAAAGGCCUACACCCACUACACCACUAUUUCUCAACACUCUUUGACAAAACUGAUACCAACAUCAUCAAAAUCUACCUAACUUUCUACUUAAUCUCCACAGCCCUAGUUAUCGCCCUCAUCUCCUCACUCUAA
Molecule: messenger RNA, 1827 nt
Organism: Hemibagrus wyckioides
Lineage: Eukaryota; Metazoa; Chordata; Actinopteri; Siluriformes; Bagridae
Source: the annotation of a RefSeq genome assembly